Molecule: messenger RNA, 1590 nt
Organism: Polychytrium aggregatum
Lineage: Eukaryota; Fungi; Chytridiomycota; Chytridiomycetes; Polychytriales
Exons: 3
Coding region: 269-1306 (345 amino acids)
Molecular function (GO): nucleic acid binding
Source: RefSeq, a predicted model, not a curated record
CCGUGUUUUAUUGGAUUGGCUGUAACAGUAGGGACUGGAACCGGAACCAUGUUGCUCAGGCCGAGCUUGUCGCCGAUAGCGAAGCUCGCUUGGUUGCGCGCGAUUCGUCGUUUCGUUUGGCGCAAAAAGCGGUUGGGGUGUGGAGCCAGAGACCCCAGCACGAGCGCGGACACCAGGUUUGGGUCCGAUCUCCCCCAGGCAGGAAACCGCUCCUCCCGAUUUUCUUCUGUUGAUCUCACACAGCAACCAAUCGAGUCUGCGCAAAACCAUGGAUGCCAAGUCUGUCGACGGCGAAGCUGUCGAUGACGCUGCCGGUGCCAAUGUCAAUGCCGAUGCCGAUCUUAUGGAUCGGGUCGUGGAGCAGCUUCAGGAGGACGCCGCCGACAUUGUGCGGUCGUCGAUCGAUCGUCCGAUCGAAGCCACCAACCUUGGAUUUAGAAUGCUGAGCAAGAUGGGAUGGAAGGCCGGCACCGGGCUCGGCAAAUAUGAGCAAGGCCGAGUCGAUCCUGUUCUGAUCAGCUUCAAAGAUGACACCUGGGGUGUCGGCAAGCAGGAGGAGUACGACUAUUAUCAUGCGGCCAGCACGGCGAGACGGAAGGAGCUCGAGAGCAUCGUCAUUGGCAACGAAACCGACGAGCAGCGAGUCAAGCGAGAGGAAGAAGUUGCCCGCAAGGAAGCCAUCAAGAGCGACGUCAAGGCGGCGAUGGCGUCGUUUUACUGCAAGCUCUGCGACAAGCAGUAUAGCAAGAUCUCCGAGUACGAGACGCAUCUGUCCUCAUACGACCACAACCACAAGAAGCGCUUCAAGGACAUGCUCGAGAUGACCAAGAAGAGCGGCCUGGGAGCAUCGGGAACGUUGGCCGAUCCCGACAAUCGCAGACGGGAGCGCGAGCGCAACCGCGAGGAGCGGGAGCUCCGAAAGCAGAUGGCAGCAGCAGGUAUCGUCGUGCCGGCUGCUGCCUCUGCUGCCUCUGCUGCCCAAGCCGACCCUGCGGCGGUGCCAAGAGAAGUGUCCGACAUCAGCAGCAACAGAGUGGACGAGGACCGGACACCGGCUGCAGCAGCGACGGGCUCUGGCUCUGGCGGCUGGAAGCAGGCCGUCCCAGACACCGACAACAGCACCGCCAGCAAGCGGGGAUGGAGCUCGCUGGAGUCGGCACCCGGACAGCCCGAGGAGCCGCCGACGCCGGCCCCGACGGACGGACAGACGGCACCCGCGGCACCCAAGGUCAGCUUCGGCCUUGGCAGCAGCAGCAGCAGCAGCGGGACCAAGCGAGGCAAGCUCUCAUUUGCCUUCAAGAAAUAGGCCGGUCGAGCAUUUCAUGAACGAGAACGAUCCGUGACGCGUAACAGGAUGCGAUUAUACGGCAUGCAAUAUGCGAUAUGCGAUAUGUGGCAUGCGAGGUAUCGUGCAUAGCGCGAAAUACAAAUAUCCCACGUUAGAUUGGGUAAUGCGGACGGAUCUGGCUGAACGACUUUGAUCGACGCUCGAACCACGAUUAAAUCCACUCCAGCGAUAUUGCUCUUUGCCCUGCGUCUUCCUUCCUCAUCCGACACUAUGAAAAAAUAUCUUGUUAAUAAAUUGAGCGA